This is a messenger RNA of Racocetra persica, 383 nucleotides long. The record is from the annotation of a GenBank genome assembly. Lineage: Eukaryota; Fungi; Glomeromycota; Glomeromycetes; Diversisporales; Gigasporaceae.
GAACGUCGACACACGAUGGAUUGGGUAUAGCGUAUGCUAUUUGCGAAGAGCUUUUAAAGACCAAGGCAUUCAUUUUCUUUGCCACACAUUUUCACGAACUCACAAGAAGUUUAACUGUCUACCCUAAUGUAGUAAACUUGCAUUUAGAAGUCGAACUUGGUGAAGAUAACGGACCAAUGGCAAUGAAAUAUUUGUAUAAAGUAAAAGAUGGGAGAAAUGAUGAUGAACAUUAUGGGUUGAAGUUUGGGCAAAUUGUUGGGUUACCUGAUGACAUAAUCCAAAAAGCUACCGAAGUUUCAUAUAAGUUGAAGAAUCUCAUAGAUGCUAAUAAGGAGAAAUCGACUUCAAACAAGAUAGUUCAACGUAGAAAGGCAUUACUUCAA